Orbicella faveolata is the source of this 1018-nucleotide messenger RNA. RefSeq names its product voltage-gated hydrogen channel 1-like. Gene Ontology annotation, biological process: proton transmembrane transport. Gene Ontology annotation, molecular function: voltage-gated proton channel activity. Gene Ontology annotation, cellular component: plasma membrane. The record is from RefSeq and is a predicted model, not a curated record. NCBI's taxonomy places the organism in Eukaryota, Metazoa, Cnidaria, Anthozoa, Scleractinia, Merulinidae.
AUGCGUUGUAUUUACGUCGUGUCUGUAACAUAUAGAAAAUUCCUCUUUUUUGCCGUUUCAAGGGUUCUUCGCCACUCAUUGGCUGUAAUGUUGACAGGAGUCACUUGGCAGUUAGGGAUCGUCAUCCUGGUCUUAAUUGAAGUGCUCAUCAACCUCGUUCUCAUGCUGAUCGAAUUCCACGUCAUUAAAGAUGAGAGUCACCUAUCAAGGCACCUUCUUCAUUUUGUUGGUCUGUCUAUCCUUGGUGUCUUCGUCUUAGAGGUUUUUCUCAAAUUCUAUGCAAUGGGAUGCGAGUAUUACUUAGAGGAGAAAAUGGAGAUAUUUGAUGGCUUUGUGGUCGUAUCAGCCUUCGUAAUUGAGGUAGUGCUAAGUGUAAUCCGCGCUAAGAAGGCAUGGAAUGGCUUGGCUUUUAUUAUCGUUCUUCGACUGUGGAGAAUUUUUAGAGUUGUCAUUAAUAUAGUUGCCUUCAAAGAAGAAUUUUACGAACUAAUUGAUGACGUAGAUGCACCGCCCAAACAAGAACACAUGGAAACAGAGGCAACGGACUCAGAAAAGAGCGAAGAGAAACAAAAACAAGCUGGGAACAACUGAGCUUGAGUAGAUCAAUAGGGAGUUUAAGGCCCCGUGCACACGUAUCCGGCCGGAUAUUUUUGAAUGCGCAACUUUUUCUUUCCGGACCCGGCUUCCGUCCAGACCUACCCGGCGAAUUCGGCAGCGAAUCCGGAUGUUUUUGAAUCUGCUCUCCCGAGCGGAAAAAAAAUAAAUCCGAUAACGUGUGGACAGUAAAUCCGGAUAUUUUCCAAUACAAUGACGUAGCAAAAUCGUGGCCAGUCUCUUACCGAACAAUAAACCAAUAUGGCGGCACAACGUGUAGGCCUGGUUUCUCUAGAGUGAAUCCGGAUACCAUCGAAUACGUGUGGACAGGCGGAUUCGAUUUGAAUGCGCUACGUGUGGACGGGGAAAUUUUUGAAUCCGGAGAGAAAAAGUUGCGGAUUUAAAGAAUAUCCGGAUACGUGGG